Messenger RNA from Arachis ipaensis, 664 nucleotides. The record is from RefSeq and is a predicted model, not a curated record. Lineage: Eukaryota; Viridiplantae; Streptophyta; Magnoliopsida; Fabales; Fabaceae.
AUGGGGACCCCGUAUCCGUUGACAAUGGGUUCUCCUCCGACAGUAUUUCAUAUUCUCAUUCUUCCCUUCUCACUUUUCGCCGUCUACUACAGUACUACUAUCCCAUUCAGUCAUUCUUCCUUUCUCACCUUGCUGCGCCAUCUACUCUACUUUACUAUCUCAUUCACCAUCAUCGAUCGCCAUUCCUGCCACCGGCCACUCCUGCGCCACUCGCCACCGCGUCGUUCUCUCUCUUCAGGCGUGGUGUCUUUCCCCUCUCCACUCCUGCUGCUUCCGCCUCUUCGCUACUCGCUGCGUUGCAUCCCACUGCUCCACCAUCUUUUUUCUGCUCGUCGUCUACUGGAGAGCAUAGCUGCUGAUGCUACAACAGCCACCGGUUGUCCCUCUUCCAAUCCUCUUCCUUCUUCCCAUCAACUUGACUUCAGGAUGGAUAGCUUUAGCUUAACUCCUAUUGAAAAUAAUAAUGAGACAGAACCAACUCAAGAUGAUGAGGGUCAAGCAAUUGAAGCACAUGUUCAAGGAACACAAGAGGAAGGACAAGAAGAAACACAAGAGGGAGGAUAAGAAGUUAGCCAAAGUGUGCAAAACAGUCCUAACAAAAAAUGAUUAACUUCUGAGGCUUGGAAACAUUUUAGGAGGGAGCAAAUAGAUGGAAAGUGGGAGG